AUGCAAGUUAUUGUUGCUUCCGAGAGUGUCUCCUCAGCUCUUACGUUCCUUGCACUCCUCUUUUGUUUGCUAUUGUACACCAUCGUGGGUAAGAUGCCUUUGGAGCCGGGCGUUGUCUUUACGGUGGUGGUUGUCUUCAACAUCGUGAAUAGUAUGUUCAGCCUAAGCGUUCUCGGGGCAGGUCAGUAUGCUCAAGCAACGGUCAGUCUCGACCGUCUGGGCAAGUUCCUCGACCAGCCAGAAAAAGUAGCUUGCUCCAGGUAUGAGGAAGCAAAUACGUGUGAAACUGCUUCCCAGGACACAUUCAUCACCGUCCAGCCUGAACCGUGCAAAGCGCCAAUCCAAGCGGAUCUAGAAUUUAUUGCGCCCGGGUUAAAUGUUGUAACCGGCGAUGUAGGAUCCGGCAAAUCUUUGUUAUUGCAGUCGCUGCUCUUUGAUAGGGAAAAGGUCCAUAAAACACAAUUCGAGCCGAUCGCUUAUGCGCCCCAGAAUCCCUGGUUGUUCAGAGGCACCAUCAGGGACAACAUCCUUUUUGGGACUUCAUUCAAUCAAGAACGAUACAGGAGCGUCAUCAAAUGCUGCGCGCUAGAACCAGAUCUCGCAACCUUCAAAGACCACGACCUGAAGGAUGUCGGGGAAGGAGGCAGCAGGCUCUCCGGAGGCCAACGCCAACGAGUUGCUCUUGCUCGAGCAGUUUACUCCAAUGCUGAGACCGUGCUUCUGGACGAUGUUUUGUUGGGAUUGGAUCCGAAGACCUUCGAGUGGAUUGUUAACAAUUGCAUUCUGGGACCGCAGAUGAGGAAUCGCACAGUGAUUCUUGUCUCGAACAAUGAUAAGUUACUAAGAAGGGCCGGUAUGAUCGUGUAUAUGAGAAACGGCACAGUUUCUCGAACUGCACGCCCGAAAAUGAGUGAAAUUGCGGUCAUCGACGAUGGUGGUGUUGUUCAUUUCUCUCCGGUAUCUGCCGUUGGUGUUGUCUCAGAAAGCGACUGUUCUGAGGGAAACAAUAAACCAUGCGAGGACAACAACGAGAAAUCAAACGACUUUGACAACCUUCGAGGGCGCAUUGGUUUCAAAUACAUUAGCAAAUACAUACGGUCUUUUGGAUGUCGCACCUUCAUUGCUACCAUGGCCCUGUUCACCAUCUCAGCCCAGGCUAUGGAUAUUGUAUUGCCCACGUGGCUCUCUGUCUGGAGUCGGGCUUAUUCUGGGGGCUCUAGCACUCACCCCGGCUUCUUUAUUGGCAUAUUCACAGGCCUCGGAGUUGCGCGUAUACUGCUGCUAACCAUCUCACUCAUCCUUUUAUAUUCAGGCGCCUGGAGAGCAAGUCGUGACAAGCACAUGGAAAUGCUAGUUGUAGUUUUUGGUGCCACAUAUGCUUGGAUUUGGCGUACACCAGCUGGACAAGCCAUUAACCGGUUUUCUUCCGAUAUGGCCAGCCUUGAUGACACACUAUUCAAGACCCUGCGACCAGUUCUCGAAACCUAUCUUUCCAUCGCCUUCCGCAUUCUGACCGUGUCCUCCUUGGUUCCACUCUUCCUGCUACCGUCUAUUGUGCUCACAGGUCUUGCGCUCUACAUUGGUUAUCGCUAUCGAUUUGCAUCAACAGCGGUGAAGCAUAUGUACGCUGGCAGCCUGACACCUCUCCAUCACAGUAUCUCCGAAACCGCAUCGGGUCUGAUGACCGUGCAUGCGUACAGGGCGGAGAAGGUUCUACAGGAUAGAUUCAACGCCGCUGUCGACCAUCACGUCCGAGCUUGGAACGGAGUCAGUGACCUCCAGCGAUGGCUAGCGGUGAGAAUGGACCUUUGCGUUGGACUCAUCUCUUUCUCUGUGGCGGUUCUAGCUGUUACACAAAGGCAUGCGAAUGCAUCAACGGUUGGUCUCAGCUUGACACUGACAACGGGGCUGUGCACAUCCCUUCUUUAUCUUGUGUAUCUUUCAAGUCUCCUGGAAGUGGAGAUGACUAGCUAUUACAGGAUUGAGAACUAUAUCAAGGAUCUCCCACAGGAGCUUGGUCCGUGUGAUGGAUCUAACGUGACCGAGCCCGAGGAAUGGCCAACGCAGGGGGUGGUCCACAUUCGGAAUCUGACAGCUGGUUAUUCUUGGGAUGAAAAUGAAGUGCUGAAAGACGUUAACUUCAGUGCGCUGGCUAGAGAGCGAGUCGCUAUUGUAGGCCGGACAGGAAGCGGGAAGAGUUCGCUCGCGUUGAGUUUGCUUCGACUUGCCACCAAGCUCCGCGGGUCUAUUACCAUUGACGGUGUCGAAAUAGACUCCCUUGACGUGGAGAAAUUGCGACAACGCAUAAGCCUCAUCCCACAGGACCCUACCCUGUUUGACGGAACCAUUCGAUUCAAUUUAGACCCAAGUAGCCGACUGCCCGACGAGCACCUACAGACCAUCCUGGAUGACGUGGCGGGCGCACCGAACAAAUGGAGGCUGGAUGACCCAGUCGAAGGAAACGGGAAGAACUUCUCCCAUGGCGAACGACAGCUUAUCGCUCUUGCUCGGGCAAUGGUGAGCCGGAAUCGGAUAGUCAUCCUAGACGAAGGGACAGCGAGCCUUGACAAAGACAGCGAAGCGCGCAUCCACAUUGUCCUGCGAGAACGAUUCCGCGACUGCACCGUCAUCGCCAUUACACAUCAGUUACACAACAUCGUCGACUUUGACCGGGUUCUUGUCUUGGACCAAGGCCGAGUAGCCGAGCAAGGGAAUCCACGAGAUCUAUUGAGUGCAGCAGGGAAGGGGUGGUUCCAGUCGCUGUAUAUGCAGCAACAUGGUCCUCAUCCGCGGCCUCAUCCGCGUACUGAUUGA
Aspergillus chevalieri is the source of this 2814-nucleotide messenger RNA. RefSeq names its product putative ABC transporter. The coding region runs from base 1 to 2814 and encodes 937 amino acids. Gene Ontology annotation, biological process: transmembrane transport. The transcript has 5 exons. Gene Ontology annotation, cellular component: membrane. The record is from RefSeq and is a predicted model, not a curated record. Gene Ontology annotation, molecular function: ATP binding; ATP hydrolysis activity; ABC-type transporter activity. NCBI's taxonomy places the organism in Eukaryota, Fungi, Ascomycota, Eurotiomycetes, Eurotiales, Aspergillaceae.